AAGAGGAAGAAACACCUUUGGGAAAGUGGGCGGAGCAUCACUGACUGCGCUAUAUUAAUUCAAUAUUCAUUUUGAAGUCUACAUUAAUUCUGAAAUCGUUCAAAAUGAGCUGCAGUGUUAUUAUAAAAAAUAUGAAUGGAGAUGAAAGAAGAGUGUAUGUGGAUUCAGAGGAGGAGCUGAAGAACAUGAAUGUUGAAGAGUUCAGAAGAAGAUUCUGUCCUGAUGUUGGACGGCGCAGAUACAUAAAACUUUACAUACUCAAGGAACCUGCGGAUGAUCAAACACGAAGUGACUGUGACAGAAAACAUGAAUCUGUUCAAGAGCUUGAACCUGGAUGUUCUGGAGAUAUUUCAAAUCAAUCGACCGGCCAGGGAUCAGAAUCGGUCGAUUUUCCUCAUGAUCGGCCCGGAUUGGUGACCAAUUGUUCAUUCUUCUCUCUGUUUCCUUGGCUCAGACUCACAGUAACAGAGUACCUGAAGGAUGAUCAAACUCUUGGAUAUUAUGGCAUAAGAGAAGGAUCCACUAUCCAUGAGAUUGAGAUGCAUUUGGUUGGUUCAGCCCUCACAGCUGGAUGUUCAAUUUCAGUAAAGGAAUGCAAACGAAAAUACUCUGAAGAUGAAGAUGAAGAUGAACAUGUAGGAGCCAAACGAAGACCACCUCUACCUGAAGAUGAAGAUAAAAAAAUUCCCAGGUCUCGCUCUAUGGAUAAUCUGUUAUUUGAUAUGCAGCAGCCUCAGUGAAUAAUGAUACAUUUAAAUCUAUGAUGAGACGCCAAAAAUAAAACUUUAACAAAUAAAUAUUGUCUGAUUACCUGUGGCAGUGGUUUUCAUGAGUUCACAUUUACAAA
Messenger RNA from Megalobrama amblycephala (Wuchang bream), 847 nucleotides. RefSeq lists its product as uncharacterized. Lineage: Eukaryota; Metazoa; Chordata; Actinopteri; Cypriniformes; Xenocyprididae. The record is from RefSeq and is a predicted model, not a curated record. The transcript is spliced from 4 exons. The coding region runs from base 105 to 740 and encodes 211 amino acids.